This is a messenger RNA of Nomia melanderi (Alkali bee), 4272 nucleotides long. RefSeq names its product salivary endonuclease-like. The record is from RefSeq and is a predicted model, not a curated record. Gene Ontology annotation, biological process: apoptotic DNA fragmentation. Gene Ontology annotation, cellular component: nucleus; mitochondrial inner membrane. Gene Ontology annotation, molecular function: nucleic acid binding; RNA endonuclease activity; metal ion binding. Lineage: Eukaryota; Metazoa; Arthropoda; Insecta; Hymenoptera; Halictidae.
AGACCUCAGAAGCUCGAUGUCGUCAGUCGAAGGAACUGAAGAUUAUAAAAGCCAGAAGAGCACACGGGCAGGCAACUCCUUUUAUAAGCCGCACAGUCAACAGAUCGUUACCGUAAAUCAUGCUAUCAUUUAUUUUAUUACUUGCAUGUUCGUAUCUCGUUACAGCGACAGCUUCGGGGGUCUGUGAAAUAGACAUAUCAUACAAUGACGGGGACUUGAAGCUACCGCAACCGCUGGUCCUGACAAGCGAUAGCAACGAAUUUUUCUAUCCUAACACGGGAAAACAAUCCACGUUGGUACUGGAAACAGGAAAGUCUAUUGCUCUAGCAUGUCCAGGUGCAGGGAAUCUCAUCGUCGACACCAAGGUUCAACUAGCAACAGCCACAUGCGAAGAGGAUAAAUACUUCACCAUUAACGGAAUAAGCCGAAACUUCUCAACGAUAGUUUGCAAGGCGAGACCUGCGAUCAGCGCUAACACUUUGAAACAGAAAUGUCUCCAAAAGUACACUUCGGUCGCCAUCGGUUUUGAAUUCCAAAAGAAAUUCCUGACCACGAUAGAAGUGUGCCGUGACGAUCAGACCUACGAGACUUACUAUACAAAGUUUAAGCUGACUAAAAAGAUUGGACACUACCAAGAAUCUUCAAGGCCAAAAAACUGGCUGACAGGACAGUAUUUCAAGGGUAUGCAAUUGGAGAAACUAUACAACUUGGAAAACCAACGUACGUCGAUCAAUCGGAUCCUAAAUGUAUCGGACAUAACGAAGUUUGUAAACGAAAGCAUGUACCUGUCGCGUGGACAUUUGGCCGCGAGGUCAGACUUCGUCUACAGUAACCAGCAUUACAGCACUUUCCACUACCUGAACGCGGAGCCGCAAUGGACCACGUUCAACGGAGGAAACUGGAAGACUCUAGAGGAGAAUGUUAGAAGCUUUUCCGCGAGGAAUUCUCUGGAUCUAGAGGUUUACACCGGUGUUCACGGACAAAUGACCAUGAAGGACAGCGCAGGACUUUCGAAGUCGAUCGAAUUGAACUACGAAGGUUCGAAGCCUCUGUCGGUGCCGAGAUUCUUUUGGAAGAUCAUCUACGACCCGGCGAGCAAGAAGGGCACCGCGUUCGUAGGAUUAAACGAUCCCUUCAUAACCGCCAUAACGCAGGACGUGUAUUUGUGCAAGAACAGGAUCGAGUCGAAGAUAAAGUGGCUGACAUGGUCAAAGGAACUUAGAGCGGGUGCCUCGUACGCAUGCUCUGUCAGUGAACUUCGCACGAAAAUUUCGACAAUUCCACCGUUGAACGUGGUAGGUGAUUUAAUAUAACUAUAUUUGGCGUACCGCAGAGUAUAGCCUGUAACAACAGGAACACUCGAGGCAAGGAUCCUUGCCAAAUCUGACCCUUGACACAAUUCCGGAAUAUUGAGAUACGGUAGGAAUGACUGAUGCUGAACAGAAAUUCUAACGAGACGUAAUGAAAUCGUGAUCUGUGUAAAUCGUGUUGUGAAUUUCACUUUACUGUUUGCUCACUGGCGAAACUUGUGGCUUCGGAUAGUUUCCUUUUUUCGUUUGUUUAUCGAUACCAUAUUAUGUGUGAUUCUGCGGUGGAGAAAUAGUUGUGCUUCCUUUGAACGCGUAAUCCCCUAGCAUAGAGAAAACAGCAGUUUCGGAUUGAUAGGCGUUGAAUUAACUGGCGAUUCGCUUAUUCGAUGUCGACGGAGCGACAAAGGUACUUACAAUGAUAAGAAUUCAAGGGGAAUGAAAAUCUCGUGAUGCAACGAGUAUAGCGAUGCUAUUAAGAGUGCAGAAACCUCAGUCGUAAAGGGAAAGAUGUGAUUAAAUGUAUUAUUACCGUAUACACAAAUAUGUUUUCAAGAACAAACAGUAAAUGCAGAGAUAAAUAUAUUGUAUGGCAUCGUUUCAUGGAGUACAGUUAAUUAAAGCCAGUGUUCAACUGAGAGAGAGAGAGAGAGAGGGCGAAAAUUUCUUGAAUAAAAAUGAGCAAUGUUUAUAUGGGUAAGAGUGCCUACGUACUUACACAUGUAGAUACAUAUCUUUGUUUCACACUGAAUAUUUUUGAUACUACAUUAUAAUUACAAAAGAUAGAAGAAUUUAUUCACGAUUUCAGGGAGCGGAUCUAUAAAGCAUAUUUCUGUAUAAAUCUAUGUAUCCUACAUAAUGUUGAAAAUGAUAUAUGUAACAAAUAACUAUUACAAAUUAUAAAAUUUAUUGAAACGCGAUUUUACAUAACUUUUCAAUGAACGCCGAAUCGUUCCAUUGGAACCUUGCAGGCAUUCUCCAUAAAUGAUAUUUCUGUCGGAGUCAUUGUUCCUUGAUACUAAAAGAGUACUGAAAAAUUUGUCGACAAUCUGAUGGAUUACUUUCAAUAGGUAGGUGAUAUUAAUACUAUUCUGACUCCUUUAUCCAAUAAACUUUUAAUUAGAAUUAAAAAGAAAAUAAAUUGAAUAUCAUUGUCGACGGACAUUAAAUCGAGCAUCGUAUAUGUAUGCUCCAUUAAUGAACUUCCAAAGGAAGUUUCAACAAUCUCGGAAAUCACAGUAAACCAAGUUCUGGAAUCUUUCUAACAAUAGAACCUGUUAAAACAGAGAUACUUGCGAAAGCUAACUCUUGCUAAGGUACCGAAAUGGUAAAAUCCACUACGAAUAGUUGAGGUGAAAUCAAAAUUGCGUUGAAAUAUAAUGAAAUUCUCUGUGCAACGUAUAUCGAAUUUUAUUGAAAUACUUAUCCGCUAACGAAUUUUAGAGUAUUCGAGUAUUAUUCUAAUUUCAUUAAAAAAUAUACAAUUUUCUCUAUACAUAAAAUGUUACUAUUUGAUUAACGUAGCAUGCUUAUAAAAAAUAAUAUAGUCAUUCAAUCAACACUUCGAUGGCCGUUCAAUUAUUGAUUUAUAUUAAAUAAAUUUAACUUACUAAUUGAAUUAUCUUAGCAAAUAAAUGGAUGAAAUGUAAAAUUCAGUAAUGUUAUUCAUAAUUUGAAAAUAAAGAUUAAAGUUGUUAUAAGAGUACCGUUAGAAUGUUAUGUUGUUCACGUGAUAACGAUACUAUGUGUGAUAUCAUUUCACAGAUUGUCACUUCACAAUUAAUUAAAAUUAAUAGCACUGGCAUGAUACAAUAAUCAACUGUGUAUCGUUUUAAGUUAACAAUUGGCUGAAUGCCAGAGAGCAUUCAUAGAAACUAGAUAAUGCGUCCGCCAUAGCGGUAGUAAUUAACUCGUUUCCAGAAACAAUUCAAAAAUGUGAUAAUGAAACAUUGUUUUUCUGCAGAAUUAAUUGCAUUCAAACGCAAUUAAUACCAGCUUUAUCAUGUUUCUUAAUCUAUUUUCUUCUUUAAUAUUUUGAAACCAAUAGCAUUAGUUAUUUCUCUUGAAUGUUACCGGCGCAAUUAGAUACACCGCAUCGGAAUCAAUGAAAUUUCCAGGAAAGCAAUUUUAAAUAAUAGAAAAGUCGUAAGAACGAAUGACUUCAGACUAGUAUAAUUCAGUAAUUCAUGAAAUUGAAUAAUAAAAGAUUCAGAAUGCUUUUACACAAAUCCGUUAUACUUGUUCUAACAACUGCUGUUCAUAGAAUGCAGUACAAUUAAAAGCACAGUCUUCGUUUAUUGAUCUCGUCCAAAGUAUAAAUAUUUGGUGGCAUCAAUUACGCAUGACGGCGUGAAGUAUCCUUUCUCUUGCACUACUGUUACGUGCAUCCAUAUUUGAAACGCGCACACGUACGAACGGCACGGCGAAAUUAAUCCCUCGGUAACCUUGAACGACUACUUGGACUUGUUUGUAUGUAAUUUAGUGGUAAUCGAGCGUAUUACCAAUAGCAUUGAAACCAGAUCAAAGUAGUACUCGCUUAAUGAUUAGCCAAGAACUACAAAACUAAGCUUUACGCUGGGAUAUUGAUCGUUACAAGUGUAAUGAGCUAAGAUAAGCGGAAGUUCCUGCAAAAAACUUCUCCUUAAUACCCUCGUGGAGAACGGCUUGCAACAUCUUAGAUAAGAAGAUAACUUUAUCGACGACUUCACUGUGUGGUAAGCCCCAGCCGAAACAUACCCCUUUCAUUGUGCACCCUCCUUUCCUUUGUCCUUAUCCCAUUAUAACGGCCAACGUGCUGACCCCAACCUGAUCAAUGAAGGCACGAAGAACACCCAAUCAUCGAGGCAACCAAAACAUAUAACGUGAAGUAAUAUAAUCGAGACACACGCUCUAGAAACACGUAAAUAAUCUCAACGAACGUUCAUGCAUGACUGUACAAUUAUGAAUAAAAUGAUUAAAAAAAGAA